Colletotrichum aenigma is the source of this 1734-nucleotide messenger RNA. RefSeq lists its product as uncharacterized. NCBI's taxonomy places the organism in Eukaryota, Fungi, Ascomycota, Sordariomycetes, Glomerellales, Glomerellaceae. The transcript has a single exon. The coding region runs from base 1 to 1734 and encodes 577 amino acids. The record is from RefSeq and is a predicted model, not a curated record.
AUGGCGACGGAUCCGGACAGAAAUGCAAUUGCCGCCCCGUCUGGCUCUCAUUCGCAGGCACUUCAGCAGGACCAAGACCAUCAACAGCAGCAGCAGCAGCAACUCAAGAGGAAAUGGAAGAAGAUUUGGCUUAGAGGGUUGUCGGUCCGCAUUCGGCCUCGCAAAGACACUCCGCGACGUGCGACUACCACACCACCUGGAGCAGCAACACCAGUAGCAGCAGCAGCAAGAGGUGGAGCAGUAGCACCUGGACGUGGAGCAAUAGCUGAAGGACAAGGGCCUGCGGGAAACGUUGAGAGGGGCACCCAGACCACCACGGGUCACCAAACACUGCAGCAAUCAGAAACGCUUGCGCACCCAAGCGAGUCAGAUCGUCUUACGGACUCCGACCCCUCCACCGCCGGGACAGCUAGCCAGCACUCGGCCGCGACUUCCACCACCGUUCAGACCACCGCCGUGCCCUCAUCCUCGUCCUCCUCCUCCUCGACAUCCCUCAGCGUAAGCGUCGGCGCCUCCAUCGGCAACUUUCCAUCCUCCUCCGCACCGUGUCCCACCUGUGGCCAGCGCCGUCAUGUCGAUCUCCACCGACCCCCGACUCCCGUGAAGCCCGAAGACCGCUUCCAGUUUCGCUCUGGUGUGCCUUACGGACCAUGGACCAUCACUCACCCACCGCGCACUCCUGCACCCCAAGCCGUGUGCAGCGAACCGUCCGAAGUUCCCGCCCCAGCCACCAAGGUCGAAUGUGCAGCUGAACCCGCCCCCGGACCCCUCACUGCAUUCCACCCCUUCUCCCGUCUGCCUCCGGAGCUCCGUUCCAAAAUUCUCCGCUUCUACUUGGAACGGCCCCGCAUUGUCGAGAUUCGGUGCAUGAACGAUCUGAAGAAGAUCCAUUUCGCGCCAAAUGCCCUGGGAAAUCUUGCAUCCAACAUUGCAUGGAGCGCAGACAACACCCUUCCUGCGUUGAUGUGGGUGAACCGGGAAUGCCGUGCCGAGACACGUGUCUUUUAUCGCGUGCAGUUGCCGAUGCACCCAACGAAUAAGAUCGCUUGGCCUGUCAUCAUCAAUCCAGAGUACGAUACAGUCAUAUUUACCUUCCCUUGGAGCAGCGAGAUUCCGCUUGAUAUCUUCCUGAGCGAUUGUCUCGCUUUUGACCCUUUGCGUGUGGGCAUCCGCCAUUUCGGCACUCGUGACAGAGGCGGGCCGGAGACAUGGGAUCUGACGCCGGUGCCGGGGUGCGCACCGCUGUCCAAGAGCUUGGCCAACCUAGAAUCUUACACAGAGGCGAUUCAGCUGAUGGAUGACCGCGCCGCUGCACGGUUUCCAGUGUGGAUGAUUCACGAGGGUUAUCUAACGAGCGGAAUCCCCGCGAAGGACGCAUUUUACCAUGACGUACCCCGACUGCUUCUCAGCAACGACUACGAGCCUCCGGAUGCGGCGAAUCAGCGCAACGCACUCGAGGCACUUCGUACACAGCUUGGAGACUACCUGCCCGAUAAAGUGGCGGAAAAUUUGGUGAUGCAGAGAAUGUUCUACCGCAAGUAUUUCCGCCAUCUACGGAUGAAGUGCACUAAGACGGACCUCGCCGGGUUGGGUAUGGUCAGGCAGAUCCCAGGAGGAGAGACGGAAGAGUUCUUCCUGAGUAAUGGACGAGAGGUAGCUGGCCCGCGAAAGAAGAGGAGGUCAGCGCUUGAGGUGCGCCCGAGCAGCAGUUGGCACCUGUGGGACGAGGAUUAG